Photinus pyralis (common eastern firefly) is the source of this 819-nucleotide messenger RNA. RefSeq names its product mesencephalic astrocyte-derived neurotrophic factor homolog (gene Manf). The coding region runs from base 179 to 685 and encodes 168 amino acids. Lineage: Eukaryota; Metazoa; Arthropoda; Insecta; Coleoptera; Lampyridae. The transcript is spliced from 3 exons. The record is from RefSeq and is a predicted model, not a curated record. Gene Ontology annotation, cellular component: endoplasmic reticulum. Gene Ontology annotation, biological process: dopaminergic neuron differentiation; neuron projection development.
CGUGGACGAAUCGCGUGGCGCCAAAUGUGGCGUGUACUAGUUUUCAGCCUACUGUCAACGUGGUUUUCUGAAGGGUUUUAAUGAAAUAAACCGUUCGUUUCGUAGGCAAAGCCACGCAAAACCUAGUUUAGUGAAGUGCGGCCCUUUUCCCACAAAAUAACCUCACAUUUUCCCAGUUAUGGAAUUCGUAACGCCAAUUCUUCUAGCUCUCGCCACAAUUUCGACAGUUUACAGUUUAAAACCGGGCGACUGCGAGGUAUGCAUUAAGGCAAUCGACAAAUUCUCGUCGAAACUCUCGGACGACGUCAAAAAGGACCCCAAGAAGAUAGAAACGGCGUUCAAAGAGUUCUGCAAGGGUACGAAAACAAAAGAGAAUCGAUUCUGUUACUACCUCGGCGGGCUCGAGGAGAGCGCGACCGGCAUUUUAAGCGAACUCUCGAAACCGCUAUCGUGGUCGAUGCCCUCGGAUAAAAUAUGCGAAAAGCUGAAGAAGAAGGACGGACAAAUUUGCGAGUUGCGGUACGACGUCGAAAUCGAUUUGAAAACCGUCGACUUGAAGAAGCUGAAGGUGAGAGAUUUGAAGAAGAUAAUUAACGACUGGGGCGAGGACUGCCAGGGUUGUAUCGAGAAGAACGACUUUAUACAAAAGAUAGAACAAUUAAAGCCGAUUCAUAGCGAGCUGUAGUUCAAUUUCGUUACGUUUAAUUAAUUAUUUAUGUGUAGAUAGGUAUGAGCGAGUGAUGUAUGCGACUUCCGAUAUUGUUUUGUGAUGUCAAUAUUUAUACCGACUGUAAUAGAUAAUUGCGAUAUUUUUCAAUA